AUAUCAAAGAGCACGUGAAGCAGCUGGAGAAGGCCGUGUCAGGGAAGGAGCCGCGCUACGUCCUGCGUGCCUUGCGGGCUCUGCCCUCCACCUCCCGUCGACUCAACUCCAACGUGCUUCAUAAAGCCAUCAAUGGCUUCUUCACCUCCAACAGCACCAUGCGGGACUUCCUCCUCGGCUUUCUGGAGGAGUCCAUGGACACAGAAGCUGAGCUGCAGUUUCGCCCGCGGACAGGGAAGGCGGCCUCAGCCCCUCUCUUGCCAGAAGUGGAGACCUACCUCCAACUGCUUCUCGUCAUAUACCUGAUGAACAGCAAGCGAUACCCAGAGGCUCAGAAAGUGUCUGACGACCUGAUGCAGAAGAUCAGUUCCCAAAACCGCCGGGCCCUUGAUCUGGUGGUGGCAAAGUGUUACUACUACCACUCCCGCAUCUACGAAUUCCUGAACAAACUCGACGUGGUCAGGAGCUUCCUGCACGCCCGGCUACGGACGGCCACGCUGCGCCAUGAUGCAGAUGGGCAGGCCACCCUCCUGAACCUGCUGCUGAGGAACUAUCUCCACUACAACCUCUAUGACCAAGCAGAAAAGCUCGUCUCCAAGUCUGUGUUUCCCGAGCAGGCCAACAACAAUGAGUGGGCUCGGUACCUGUAUUACACAGGGCGCAUCAAGGCCAUCCAGCUGGAGUACUCGGAGGCACGGAGGACCAUGACAAAUGCCCUGCGGAAGGCCCCGCAGCACACGGCCGUCGGCUUCAAGCAGACGGUGCACAAGUUGCUCAUCGUGGUGGAACUGCUGCUCGGGGAGAUCCCAGACAGGCUCCAGUUCAGACAGCCUUCCCUCAAGCGGUCGCUCAUGCCCUACUUCCUCCUGACCCAGGCCGUCAGGACCGGGAACCUGGCCAAGUUCAACCAAGUCCUCGAUCAGUUUGGGGACAAGUUCCAGGCCGACGGCACCUACACCCUGAUCAUUCGUCUGAGGCACAACGUCAUCAAGACGGGUAGGAGACUCAGCCAGCUCCUCCCUUCACUCUAAACUGCUGCCUCAGCCCUCGGAGACAGCGGGUGCCCUGACCGCAUGCCCUCCGGCUUGCAGGCCAUUCGGGACGGCGUGAUCGAGGCCAGCAUUAAUCACGAGAAGGGCUACGUCCAGUCGAAGGAAAUGAUCGACAUCUAUUCCCCCCGGGAGCCCCAGCUGGCGUUUCACCAGCGCAUCUCUUUCUGCCUCGACAUCCACAACAUGUCCGUCAAGGCCAUGAGGUUCCCACCCAAAUCUUACAACAAGGACUUGGAAUCUGCAGAGGAGCGCCGGGAGCGCGAGCAGCAGGACCUGGAGUUCGCAAAGGAGAUGGCAGAGGAUGAUGACGAUGGUUUUCCGUGACCCUCUGGCCUGGCUGUAUUUUUUUAUUUGUCCCUAGGGAAGAUGCUGCCUGAGCGGAGCUCCCCCACGCAGCCCCGGUCCCCCCGUCUGCCU
Molecule: messenger RNA, 1469 nt
Organism: Cariama cristata (Red-legged seriema)
Lineage: Eukaryota; Metazoa; Chordata; Aves; Cariamiformes; Cariamidae
Gene: PSMD3
Product: proteasome (prosome, macropain) 26S subunit, non-ATPase, 3
Exons: 10
Biological process (GO): regulation of protein catabolic process; ubiquitin-dependent protein catabolic process
Cellular component (GO): proteasome complex; proteasome regulatory particle, lid subcomplex
Molecular function (GO): protein binding; enzyme regulator activity
Source: RefSeq, a predicted model, not a curated record